AUGUCUUCGUGUCUGACCGGAGCUGGUGGAAGAACCUAUGGUUUCGAUUUCGAAUUUGUUAAAUCUCCGUCUUCCUCCACUAGAACCUCUCAUACCUCUUCUUCACCUUCUUCGACAAUCUCCGAAUCGAGCAAUUCACCGCUCGCAAUCUCCACGAAGAAACCCAGAACACCGCGAAAGCGACCGAACCAAACCUACAAUGAAGCCGCGGCGCUUCUCUCCACGGCGUACCCCAACCUCUUCUCCACCAAGAACCUCAAAACGCAGGGCAAAUUCGCAAAGCCCGCAUCGGAGAAUUUUGAUUAUGACUCUUCGGAGCUGUUGUUGCCGUUCAGGGUUUUGGACGGGUCGUCCUCGUGUUUCCUUCUGGACCAACCGGACCCGAAACCCGUGGAGAGGCCUAAAGUGGUGAGCGUGCAGGAGAAGGCGUGUGGGAGCCCCGGGGAGAUAAGCUCCGUGGUGAAUUUCAAUUUCCUCGAAUUGAACGACGAUUGCGAAGAGAGCCUCGAUGCGGAAUCGAUUCUCGACGAGGAAAUCGAAGAAGGGAUCGAUAGCAUCAUGGGGAGCAGGGUCCAAGAGGUCUCAAACGACGCCGUUAAUGACUUCCCCUGGAUAAUGCCUUUUGGCGGGAAAUCGGACUUCCCCAGACCCCGUGUCCGCGCUCUACGACACGUCGACGACGGAAACUGGUGGAAUUUUCCGGCCGUCGAUAUUCUCCAAAUAUCGCCAAAAAUUAACACCAAGCCUCCCCCGGUGACCGCCGAGAAGAAGAUGAAGAAGAAGAAGGUGGCAGGGAUUGCAGCGGCGGAGAAACCGGUCGUGGUGGAGUUAAAGAACGCGGAAUUGCCCAAACCGAAACAAGGUUUGAUGUUGAAAUUGAAUUACGACGACGUUCGGAGCGCUUGGUCCGACCGCGGUACGCCGUUCUCCGACGAUAGCCCCCUAGCCGACUUGCCGGAAAAUGACGUCACCGCGCGGCUGUCGCAAAUUGAUUUGUGGUGGGACAAUGGCGGAGUCAGAGAAGCUAGCGUGCAGCGCUACAAAGAGAAGCGGCGAACGCGCCUCUUCUCCAAGAAAAUCAGGUACCAGGUCAGGAAAGUCAACGCAGAUCGACGGCCCAGAAUGCAGGGGCGAUUUGUUAGGAGGCUCAAUCCUAGCUCAAAUGCACACAGAUGA
Molecule: messenger RNA, 1176 nt
Organism: Sphenostylis stenocarpa
Lineage: Eukaryota; Viridiplantae; Streptophyta; Magnoliopsida; Fabales; Fabaceae
Source: the annotation of a GenBank genome assembly